Messenger RNA from Thamnophis elegans (Western terrestrial garter snake), 870 nucleotides. RefSeq names its product EEF1A lysine methyltransferase 3 (gene EEF1AKMT3). The record is from RefSeq and is a predicted model, not a curated record. NCBI's taxonomy places the organism in Eukaryota, Metazoa, Chordata, Lepidosauria, Squamata, Natricidae. Gene Ontology annotation, cellular component: cytoplasm; cytosol. Gene Ontology annotation, biological process: peptidyl-lysine methylation. Bases 11 to 700 code for a protein of 229 amino acids. Gene Ontology annotation, molecular function: protein-lysine N-methyltransferase activity. The transcript is spliced from 3 exons.
ACGUGGAAAGAUGGCGGCGCUGGUGUUUGCAGGCGACGUGGAAGUGGGUUUAGAGUCGGUGUUUCCGCAGGAACUGGAGUUGUUUGCUGAUGCUUUUCCUGUGCAGACCCGGUACCGGCUCUGUGGGCACGAGCUGAGCAUCACGCAGUACCACGGGGCGCGGCUGGGAGUAGCUGCUCCGGUCUGGGAGGCGGCUCUAGCUCUCUGUGAAUAUUUUGAAGCAAAGAAGGUGAACUUUCAGGACAAGAAAGUGAUAGAGCUUGGUGCUGGGACAGGUGUUGUCGGGAUCCUCGCAUCGCUUCUUGGAGGCCAUGUAACCAUCACAGAUCUUCCUGUAGCCUUGAAGCAAAUAGAGGAGAACGUCCAUCGGAAUUUGCCUGCACAAUGCAUUGCACGAACCAAGGUUUGUGCUCUAUCAUGGGGUCUGGACCACAAGGAUUUUCCUCAAAAUUAUGACUUCAUCCUCGGUGCAGAUAUUGUCUAUCUCAAGGACACUUACCCACUCCUGAUAAGGACUCUCCAGCAUGUAUGUGGUGCACAGUCUAUUAUCUAUCUGUCUUCAAAAAUGAGAGAGGAACAUAGCACAGCACUGUUUUUUGAGAAUCUGCUCCCUAUGCACUUCACCACAAAACUCACCUUUAGGAAUGAGACUGAGAAUAUUAAUAUCUACAAAGUGACCAGCAAGAAUUACAUUAGUUAAAGACUAUCUUUGGACCUACACAGUAGAACAUUCAUUUUCCAACUUUAAAGAAAACGAACAUUGUGAUUUGAGAAUUCAGCGUGGAAUGAACUUGGUAAAGAUAAAAGUAAAGUUUCCCUCGCAUAUAUGUGCUAGUCGUUCCCGACUCUAGGGGGCAAUGCUCCUCUCCA